GCCCACUGACUAACUCCUUUGCACUUUGAUUGUGAGAGGGAGUACCUACCGUACCUUACACAAUAUUAUCGCGCAUUCGAACUUCUCUCUCAAGUCAAGCGCGCCAACAGAACAUCCCCACCGCCCAACGCCAGCGCCGCAUGCGUUCGACUUUCCUCUCCAUCUCUCGCAACUUCUCCAUUCUGCGUCUCCGUCUGAAUUGGUCUCUUUCUCUCUCUUCUCCCCUUCCAUUCACAUAAUCUUCUCGUAUCCAUCUCGUCCCGAUACACUACAUCUCUAGCCGCGCCCGCACCCAUUCCAGUCCACCUGUCACUACUGCAACGCAUUGAACUGGUCCGUACCUUAGCAGCCAAGACCUCGAGACUUGCAGUUCGCGCCGCUUCUCCUCCCAUCCUCUUCUCCCUCCCACCCCAGAACGCUCAGGCAGUUUCCGCAGAAGAAAUCGCAAUUCUGCUGCCCUUAAAGUGUCAAGUCAAUCGCGGCCCCUUGUCGAGCCCCGUUUCAUCAGGGAACUCCGCACUUUGCAACGUCGUCUUCACAGUGACGAGACAACCCACCGCCCAAAAGCAAACCUGCACGGCUACCACCUCAUCCCAUGCUGGAACUGCUGCCACUGUUACUGCUGGCUGCCGCUGGCCACUAAAUUCGGUAGUCUAUUUGCUCAACUGCCGCCUAGCCAACGCCCUGGAUUGCCUGUUUAGCUACCUACCUUACUAGAGCCUAGGCUGGUUUGUGGAGGAACAGGUUCUCGACGGAACGCGCGAGCGAGCACUAUCUCAGCUCCUCGUUUCCCCUUCCCUCCCCCUCACGUGGGAAACCUGGUCCACGGUCACAACAUACACACAGCCAAAGGCUAUCACCAUCGUCAGCUCGUCAGACCCAUCUGCAGUUCGUCAGCCUGCGAACCGGCCGUGGCAGACUUCGGAUACCUGUCCCGGCUUUGCUUGAUACCCGGCAACCCAACCACACACUCUUUGUGACGCACCACUUGCUUUUCGCGAUUCUAUUUUGUUCAUAUUCCGAAACCCCUGCUCCGUCCCACGGCGCUCGCUGCAACCUGCGCAACUUUUUCGGCCGCCUACCUAUUGCCUUACGUCCCUUUACUCCAGAAACAAUUCUGCUUGAGAAAGAGAACGAGUACCGACGGAUUAUUCAGCCUCUUUGCCUCUUUAUACUAUACCACCAUUGUCGCAUUUCGAGGGUGACUAGAGAGAGGUAUGUCGAGUGCCCCCAGGGGACCCCCUCCUUUCAGUCCCCGGUCUCAAGUCCCAAACCUCUGUCUGCUUCGAUCCAAACUUGGGCAGAAGACAUGCUAAAACAUAACCGAUUCAUGCAGAUAGAGAUUCCAACGCACCACAUUGCAACUUGCUAUCCCAACCUGCCUCCGAAAGGCUCCACGUCCGUAGGCUAGAGGACUUCAAUCAUGCGACCGGCCUUGGCCAUCCCUCUCGCCCGAAGUAUUACCCAGAUCCGUUAUUUCUGAAUCUGAAGAGAUACCCAAUCGAUCGAGGUUUACGUGAGAGGGCCAGGUGUUUCACCUGCCUCCCCGUUCUGCGACCGUCAUGUCUUCCACCGACAAGUCGAGACAAUCUUCAGGAGGGAAGUCUUUCUUCUCGCGAAGCAGGAAAGACAAACGCAACACCAGCGACGAAGGUCGCCAUCUGGCCGAUUACUCCGAUACGGCCAGCGUACACUCGCGCGCCUCUCGCCAUCAUCGCGACUCGUCCGUCGUUUCGAUCGACCAAUACCCCGAAUCCGGCAUGACUGCUGGUCCCAUGACGAGUAUCCCCUACGACAGCAUCCCCGAUUCUCGAUCACCAGUGCCCAUCGAAUACUUACCCAAAGGCGACCAAGCAGCGGUGCUUCGCCCGAGUCCUUCGCCGCAUCACCUCAAUAAAGUUACAAGCGACUUUCAUCAGUAUCCCACCUUCGACCCGUCCACAAUGGCGGGGGGAGCGGGCUCGCAUGCGUCGGCGCAGCGUGCGCCGCAGUCAAAUAUCACAAUGGCCAGUACAGGCCGCCAGACGCAAUACCAACAGUGGGGACCAGGGCCUGCUCGCGGAAGCACGGCGAGCACAAUCAAUGGGUCCCACAACCCCAGAUACGAUUCGUACAUGACAUCGGCGGGUCGUAGUUCCGCUGACCAAGCCAGCAUAUUCUCAUCAGGUAAUGGAGGCACCUAUGACUUAGCAGCAAAUCGCUCAUCAAGACCAGCGCUGCCCAGUGCUUCUUCGCAGAGUUCCUAUUCCUCGCACAUGUCCUAUAGGGACUCGACGCACCCUUCCUCGCACCGACUGACAAAGUUCCCCGGCAUGGGGCCCACUGGACACGAUGGGUUUCAUUUCCCCCGGCCGGAUAACGACGAAAUCAUCGGCCAGAUGUUUCUGGCCCUGAUGCAAAAACGAGGAUGGCACAACCUACCCGAGCAGGCUCGCCGACAGAUGGUCGCGUACGCGCCGGACAAGAAAUGGACGCUUUUAUACCAGGACCGAUUGACCGAGUGGCAAGGAGAGCAAAAAAGGAGGCAAACAGCGAAACCGAAUCAGUAUGCGGCCCCAGAGAUUCUGGUCAACUCGGACGAGGAGGGUUCACCAGAAUGGUACGUCCGGCGCGUGAUGGAUAACAGCUUGGACACAAAGGGCUUGGGGAGUUUGGAGGUCAAUCUCAGAACGCAACAGAUUGGUUGGGUUAAGCGCUUCAUCGAGUGUCAGGGGCAAGUCGCGUUGACCAACGUUCUCAUGAAGAUCAACCGCAAGACCGCAACGGGGCCAGUACAAGAUGGGAGAUCAGACCGAAACUUCGACCGCGAAUACGACAUCAUCAAGUGUCUCAAGGCCUUAAUGAACAACAAGUUCGGCGCCGACGAUGCUCUAGUCCAUCAACAAGUCAUUAUCGCGCUAGCGACCUCCCUGACCUCCCAGCGCUUGACAACUCGCAAGUUGGUCAGCGAAGUGCUCACUUUCUUGUGUCACUGGGGCGAUGGGGAGGGCCACCUCAAGGUUAUCCAAGCUCUCGAUUCCGUCAAGGCACAGCAAGGAGAAAAUGGCCGCUUCGACGCUUGGAUGCGGCUUGUUGAAGUCACAGUGGACGGGCGUGGAAAGAUGGGCAGUAUGGUCGGAGCCAGUGAUGAGGUCCGGAGCGGUGGCAUCGGCAUGGAGAACCUGCUCAUGGAAUACGCCGUCGCGACGCUGAUUCUUAUCAACAUGAUUGUCGAUGCGCCGGAGAAGGACCUGCAACUGCGAAUGCACAUUCGCGCCCAGUUUACAGCAUGCGGCAUUAGGCGCAUCCUGACCAAGAUGGAGUCGUUCCAAUACGACCUCAUCGACAAGCAGAUUGAGCGUUUCCGAACCAACGAGGCCAUCGACUACGAGGAUCUGCUGGAAAAGGAAAACAACAGCAUUAAGGACAGCGUCGAAGGAGAAGUUAAGGACCUCAACGACCCUGUCCAGAUUGUGGAUGCCAUCCAGCAGCGCCUGCGUGGGAGCAAGACGCAGGACUACUUUAUCUCAGCGCUGCAGCAUCUGCUGCUCAUUCGUGACAAUGAUGGCGAAGAGCGACUGCGGAUGUUCCAGCUGGUGGACUCAAUGUUGAGCUAUGUGGCCAUGGAUAGGCGUUUGCCCAACAUGGACCUCAAGCAAAGUCUGAACUUCACUGUCCAGAGUCUGUUAGAUAAGCUUCACACGGAUUCAGAGGCCCGGCAAGCCCAAGAUGAGGCACUCGAGGCACGCCAGGUUGCUGACGCUGCCAUGGCGGAGAGAGAUGAGAUGAAGGAGAGGUUAGAGCUGGGCGCCGAUGGACUAGUGGCAAAGCUCCAAAAGCAACUAGAUGAGCAGGCGAGAUUCAUUGAAGCUCAAAGGCGGCAAGCCGAAGGCCUGAAAGCCGAGCUUGAGAACAUUCAAACGCUGCGUCAGAAGGAAGCCCAACGGUACGAGCUCGAGACCCGAGAGCUUUAUCUCAUGCUUAGAGACGCACAAGACGUUGCUGCCUCUAAUGCUGUUAAGGGCACCAACAAGCUUGGGGAAGAAGAUCCGGCUCGGAUGCAGGGCAUUUUGGACCGUGACCGACUCAUGGAGCGUCUUCAGAUGCAGAUUGAACGCCAAAAGACCCAGUUCAAGCUGGAGGGUAGAGUGUGGGGAGAUGCCGUCGGGCCAUCUGAUCGACUACGCGCUCUCCGCGAGGAGAUGGACGACAGCACGAUGGGGUCAGGACUUGGUACGCCGCCAAGAGACUUCACAAACAGUAUGCUCGGAAGCGUCAACCGCAACACAAAGAUCACCCGCAAGCCAGUCAACGGCCGUGGCGAACCUAUGGAAGGCGAUUUCCCCGAUGGCGAAGAUGUCGAGAUGGACGAGGACGGAGUUGUUUAUGAGAAGCCUCGUGUCGUUGAAAUCCGCCGCCCCGUUAUGGACCCCAACCAAAAGGCCGGUCUCUUUGGCGAGAUGGCCGGCAAGGUCAAGAAAUACGAGGGAAGCGAUUCAGAAGACGCCGAGGGCGCAACCACUGGCCCUUCUCAUCCGAGCCUCGAGUCCGGCUCUCCAAUUACGCCUGCCGAUGGCGAACCUCCCAAGAUCCAAAUUACCGGGGCUGCCGCUCCCCCUCCUCCACCUCCCCCGCCGCCUAUGCCCGGUCAAACCGGUGUUCCACCACCUCCUCCUCCGCCACCCCCGCCUCCGCCUAUGCCGGGAAUGCUGUCCCCGACUGGUGCUCCACCUCCGCCGCCUCCGCCACCGCCUCCACCGCCCCCAGGCGGUCUUCCGGGAAUGCCACCACCUCCCCCUCCGCCAUUGCCUGGCGCCAUCUCAGGCCACUUCCUAUCACAGGCAACACCCUUCGCCGGCGGGAAUACUAUCGGCUUGCCUAUUGUUCGUCCAAAGAAGAAACUCAAGGCUCUUCAUUGGGACAAGGUCGACUCUCACAUGACUACGCAUUGGGCUGCCCAUGCUCCGUCUGCUGAGGAGCGCGAAGAGAAGUAUCUCGAACUCAGUCGCAAGGGUAUUUUGGACGAGGUUGAGAAGCUCUUCAUGGCCAAGGAAAUCAAGAGACUCGGAGUUGGUGGUGGCGCAAAGAAGGAUGACAAGAAGCAAAUCAUCUCCGGCGACCUCCGCAAAGCUUUUGAAAUUGCCUUCGCCAAGUUUUCUCAGGUUUCCGUUGAGAAAAUCGUGCAGUCCAUCAUUCAUUGCGACAAGGAGAUCCUCGAUAACUCUGUCGUCAUGGACUUCUUGCGCAAGGAUGACCUGUGUAAUAUUCCGGAUAACACAGCGAAGCAGAUGGCUCCGUACAGCAAGGAUUGGACUGGCGCGAACCCCGACAAGGCCGAACGCGAACAGGACCCUACCGAACUCACCAGACAGGAUCAGAUUUACCUGUUCACAGCCUUUGAACUGCAUCAUUACUGGAAGGCCCGUAUGCGAGCUCUGGCCCUUACUAGGAGCUUCGAGCCCGACUUUGACGAGAUCACGGAGAAGAUGCGACAAGUCGUCGCCGUGUCCGAGUCGUUGCGAGACUCCGUGUCCCUCAUGAACGUUCUCGGUCUCAUUCUCGAUAUCGGAAACUACAUGAACGACGCCAACAAGCAGGCCCGCGGUUUCAAGCUGAGCUCUCUUGCCCGUCUGGGCAUGGUCAAGGAUGACAAGAACGAAUCUACGCUCGCCGAUCUCGUCGAGCGCAUCGUUCGUAACCAGUAUCCCGAAUGGGAAGACUUUUCGGAAGACAUUAACGGUGUCGUGAUGGCUCAAAAGAUCAACAUUGAGCAAGUUCAGCAGGACGCCAAGCAAUACAUCGACACAGUGAAGAACGUUCAAAUGUCUCUCGAUGCCGGUAAUCUCAGCGAUUCCAAGAAGUUCCAUCCCCAAGAUCGCGUCAGUCAAAUUGUCCAAAGAAUCAUGAAGGACGCGAGAAGAAAGGCAGAGGAGAUGCAGCUGUACUUGGAGGAGAUGAUGAAGACAUACAACGAUAUCAUGGUCUUUUAUGGCGAAGACCCCACCGACGAGAACGCCCGCAGAGACUUCUUUGCCAAGCUUGCCAUGUUCAUCAUGGGCUGGAAGAAGUCCCGGGAGAAGAACGUCCAGCUCGAGGAGACGCGCAGGCGCAACGAGGCGUCUAUGAAGCGGAAGCACGCCCAACUCCAGGUAUCAAACGCCAAGGUGGACGGUGCACCGCCCUCGCCAUCAAGCGCAGGUGCCAUGGACUCCUUGCUGGAGAAGCUGCGCGCUGCUGCGCCUCAGACACGAGACCAGAGAGAUCGUCGUCGCAGGGCCAGACUCAAGGAUCGUCACCAGGUGCGAGUCGCAUCUGGACAGAAAAUCCCUGAUCCAGACGAAAUCCCCGAGGUCGAGGCCUCCCUACAACAGGCGCCCAAGGAGGCGACUAUUGACGAAGAAGGCAACCCCAUCAGCCCGGGACUGUCGUCACCCAGAGAAGCUGGAGAGGACGACGUGGCCGAUCGUGCGGCAUUAUUGCUACAAGGUAUACGUGGAGGAGACGGGGCGGAUGAGGCCGACCCGGAGAAGCGCGAGAGCUUACGGCGCUCGAGGAGGCAGACGGCCGAGGAAGAGAGGAGGAUGAGAAGACGCAGGCGGGAGAAGGCAACGUCCACAAACACUGCCGUCAGCGAAGGAGACACGACUGUGACGGAAGCGAAGGAGGAGGAGAUACCCCCGACACCUUCGACUGAGAACACGCCUGUAGAGCCAUGAGCCCGGAUCUCAUGUGGGAAGAAAAAAGUCACCAGUCGGAGUCAUAUAUACACAAAAAACUACGUAAUGUUUACUACUUCGAAGAACACUAGCAUUGAGGGGGGAAAUACCCAUCCCCUCUCACACAAGCUCAAUCACACAGUACCUACCAUCUUGUCAGUUGGAGGGGAGGAAGGGAACUGAGGAUUCGGAGUGGCCCCCCCCUUUUUUUUUCGAUUGUGAAUCAUUCCCCCACGAUAUAUAGGAGGGCACGAGAGGAGUCGAGGCGCUUGCAAAUCACUGGGGCGUCUUUGUACUGCAUCGCUACAUCGCUGCGUCAUUGCCGGUUUACGUCGUCACUUUGGCUCUUCCUUUUUCCGGGGAUCAAGACAUUCAAGCAUGAGGGAAUGGAGAAGAAUGCUGGGCUCCCGGCUGGUCUUUGGGUUUGGCAUUCUGAAAUUUUCUUUGAGGCUGUUUGUAUUUCUGUUGCAUGGGCGGAUUGUGGUGGCGGUGCAUGCCAGGUGGCUCGGGUGAAGCUGUUGGAGGAUGUGUUUUUGGAGGAUUGGCUGUAGGGAAG
Colletotrichum scovillei is the source of this 7251-nucleotide messenger RNA. RefSeq names its product cytokinesis protein sepA. Gene Ontology annotation, molecular function: actin binding; small GTPase binding. The record is from RefSeq and is a predicted model, not a curated record. Gene Ontology annotation, cellular component: mating projection tip; cell division site. Gene Ontology annotation, biological process: mitotic actomyosin contractile ring assembly; actin filament bundle assembly; barbed-end actin filament capping. Bases 1563 to 6695 code for a protein of 1710 amino acids. Lineage: Eukaryota; Fungi; Ascomycota; Sordariomycetes; Glomerellales; Glomerellaceae. The transcript is spliced from 2 exons.